AUGGAGGGCCGGCGGUCGCGGCGGGUAACACGACGCAACGGCAGGACUUUCCCAGCGGGCCCUAGAGGGGGAGCUGUGCUGGCCAUGCUGGGCCUGUGGCUGUUAGCUGUUGCUGCCACCGUGUGCCAAGGCCAGAUCACCUUCACCAGCUUCCACCCGGAGCGCCGGGAGUGGGCCUUCAACCACCUGACGGUCCACCAGACAACGGGGGCGCUCUACAUCGGAGCGGUCAACCGCGUCUACAAGCUCUCGGGUAACCUGACCCUCAUGGUGUCCCACGACACAGGCCCUGAGGACGACAACAAGGCAUGCUACCCGCCCCUCAUCGUCCAGCCCUGCUCUGAACCCCUGACCUCCACUAACAACGUCAACAAACUGCUUCUCAUAGACUACAGUCAGAAUCGUCUGCUGGCCUGCGGUAGUCUCUACCAGGGAGUCUGCAAACUGCUGCGUCUGGAUGAUCUCUUCAUCCUAGUGGAGCCGUCCCAUAAGAAAGAGCACUACCUCUCCAGCGUCAACCAGACAGGCACCAUGUACGGGGUCAUCGUGCCCUCCUCCAAGGGCCAGGAUGGGACUCUUUUCAUCGGGACGGCCGUAGACGGUAAACAGGACUACUUCCCCACCAUCUCUAGUCGUAAGCUCCCCCGCGACCCAGAGUCCUCGGCCAUGCUAGACUACGAGCUUCACACAGACUUCGUCUCGUCUCUGAUAAAGAUCCCGUCAGACACGCUGGCGCUGGUGUCCCACUUCGACAUCUACUACGUGUAUGGCUUCGCCAGCGGCUCCUUCGUCUACUUCCUGACCGUCCAGCCCGAGACGCCGGAGAACAGCAUGUCAUCAGGUGGAUCCUCCAACGACCUCUUCUACACCUCGCGCAUCGUCCGCCUCUGCAAGGACGACCACAAGUUCCACUCGUACGUCUCCUUACCCGUGGGCUGCGUGAGGAACGGUGUGGAGUAUCGUCUCCUGCAAGCCGCCUACCUGGCCAAGCCGGGCCGUGUGCUGGCCGCCUCGCUCAACAUCAGCGCCACGGACGACGUGCUCUUCACCAUAUUCUCCAAGGGCCAGAAGCAGUACCACCGGCCGCCAGAUGACUCAGCGCUCUGCAUAUUCACCAUCAAGGACAUCAACGCCCGCAUCAAGGAGCGCCUGCAGUCCUGCUAUCAGGGUGAGGGCAACCUGGAGCUCAACUGGCUGCUGGGAAAAGACGUGCAGUGCACUAAAGCGCCGGUGCCCAUCGAUGACUCGUUCUGUGGUCUGGAUAUCAACCAGCCCCUUGGCGGCUCUCAGCUGGUGACUGGACACGCCCUCUACACAGAGACACGGGACCGCAUGACCUCUGUCACCUCCUACGUCUACAACGGAUACUGCGUGGCCUUCGUCGGCACCAAGAGCGGACGCCUCAAAAAGAUCCGUGUGGACGGUCCUCCUCACGGUGGGGUCCAGUAUGAGACGGUGUUGGUCAUCAAGGAUGGCAGCUCCAUCCUCAGAGACAUGGCCUUCUCACUGGACCACAACUAUCUGUACGUCAUGUCAGAGAAACAGGUGACACAGGUCCCUAUAGAGUCAUGUGAUCAGUACGGGACGUGUGGAGAGUGCCUGAGCUCCGGUGACCCCCACUGUGGCUGGUGUGUCCUACACAACAUGUGUUCUCAGAAGGACCGUUGUGAGCGUGCAGAUGAGCCGUACCGUUUCACUGCUGCUCUCUCUCAGUGUGUGAAGGCCACGGUGUACCCAGACAGCAUUGCAGUGUCAGAGCCCAGCGUGCCAUUGCUGGUGAAGGUGUCUGAUGUCCCAGACCUGGCAGCUGGGAUCACCUGUUCCUUUGGAAACCUGACAGAGGUGGAGGGACAGGUCAGCGGUAACCAGAUCUUCUGUCUGUCCCCCACCGCUAAGGAUGUUCCUCUCAUACCUGCUGACCAAGACUGGUCAGUUGUUGAGUUGAGGCUCAACUCUAAGGAGACUGGUAAGAUGGUCAUCAGCACGGCGGUCAAGUUCUACAACUGCAGUGUUCACCAACUGUGUCUGUCCUGUGUGAACAGUGCCUUCCGCUGCCACUGGUGCAAGUACCGUAACCUGUGUACCCAUGACCCAUCCAGCUGCUCCUUCCAGGAGGGACGCGUCAACGCCUCCGAGGACUGUCCUCAGCUGGUGCGGUCGGAGGAGAUUCUGAUCCCGGCUGGGGAGGUGAAGCCCAUCACCCUGAAGGCCCGGAACCUUCCCCAGCCCCAGUCAGGCCAGCGUGGUUACGAGUGUGUCCUCCACAUCCAGGGGGUCAGCCACCGAGUCACCGCCCUGCGCUUCAACAGCUCCUCUGUACAGUGUCAGAACAGCUCGUAUCUAUAUGAGGGGAUGAAGAUCAGUGAGUUGCCAGUGGAUUUUUCAGUGGUCUGGAACGGCAACUUCAUUAUAGACAACCCAGAUAAUAUCCAAGUGCACCUGUAUAAGUGUGUGGCCCAGAGGGACAGCUGUGGCAUGUGUCUGAAAGCCCAGAGGAAGUUCCAGUGUGGCUGGUGUAGUGGAGAGGGCCGAUGUACCCUGCGCCACCACUGCCCACCCCUCAACCCCUAUACCACCCGCUGGCUAGACCUGUCCAGCAAGAAGGUCCAGUGUACCAACCCACGCAUCACAGAGGUGACCCCAGUAGCAGGCCCUCCAGAGGGGGGUACCAGGGUGACCAUCCAUGGCAUGAACCUGGGCCUGGCAUUCAGUGAGAUGGUGGACAACGUGAAGGUGGCUGGGGUCAAGUGUUCCCCUGUGGAGGAAGGCUACAUUAUCGCAGAGCAGAUAGUCUGUGAGAUGGAUGCUGCCCCAGCAGACAGCAAGGCUGGACCAGUCCAACUGUGUGUCGGGGAGUGCAAACCUGCGCUCAAGACUCACUCUUCCCAGCUCUACUCCUUCGUGAUGCCGUCGGUACAGGGCCUGUCCCCCAGCAGAGGGCCUGAGUCAGGGGGCAGCAAGGUAACCAUCAUGGGGGAGAACCUGGGCGCUGGCAGCAGUGUCACCGUCCUCUUUGGGAACCAGACGUGCGAGUUCUACGGGCGGACCAUGACAGAGAUCGUGUGUUACUCGGCUCCCUCCCUGACUGGGGUGGGUUCGGUUCAGAUCAGUGUGAGUGUGGACCGGGCCCAGGUCAAGGAGAGCCUGAGCUUCGAUUACAUUGAGGACCCCACCGUCCAGCGCAUUGAGCCAGAGUGGAGCAUCGCCAGCGGCCACACUCCUCUGAUGGUGACAGGAACUAAUCUGGAUGUGGUUCAGGAGCCUAGGAUACGCGUCAAGUACGGAGGCCGUGAGUCUGUCAACAUGUGUAAGGUUCUGAAUACCACCAGUAUGAGUUGCGUUGCCCCGUCCCUGGUAGCAGAGUACCACCAUCCAGGCCUGGACACAGUCAAACAUGCUGAUGAGUUUGGCUUUAUCUUCAACAACGUCCAGACUCUGCUAGUCUAUAACAACACCAACUUCCUCUACUACCCCAACCCAUACUUUGAACCUCUCAGCACCAAUGGGGUCUUGGAGCAGAAGCCUGGCUCGCCCAUCAUUCUCAAGGGCAAAAACCUGGUGCCCCCGGCCUCAGGGGGGGUGAAGCUCAACUACACUGUACUGAUCGGGGAGACCCCCUGCUCAGUCACUGUGUCUGAGACCCAGCUGCUGUGUGAGCCCCCCAACCUCACGGGCCAGUACAAAGUCAUGGUCCAGGUGGGCGGUCUCCACGUGUCUCCAGGGGUGGUCCACAUCCUGUCAGACAGCCUGCUCACCCUUCCCGCCAUCGUCUCCAUCGCCGCCGGCGGAGGGCUUCUCCUUAUCAUCGUCAUCCUCGUCCUCAUUGCAUACAAACGCAAGUCGCGGGAGAAUGACCUCACCCUGAAGCGCCUGCAGAUGCAGAUGGACAACCUGGAGUCCCGGGUCGCCCUGGAGUGCAAGGAAGCUUUUGCUGAGCUGCAGACGGACAUCAACGAGCUGACCAGUGAUCUGGACAGAGCUGGUAUCCCCCAUCUGGACUACCGGACCUACGCCAUGAGAGUCCUUUUCCCUGGCAUCGAGGACCACCCUGUUCUCAGAGAACUGGAGGUGUCAGGUAACGGUCAGCUGAGCACAGAGAAGGCUCUGAAACUUUUCGCUCAGCUCAUCAACAACAAGGUGUUCCUGCUAACCUUCAUCAGAACUCUGGAGCUCCAACGCUCCUUCUCCAUGCGUGACCGCGGCAACGUGGCGUCUCUCAUCAUGACGGCGCUGCAGGGCAAACUGGAGUACGCCACCGACGUGCUCAAACACCUGCUCUCUGACCUCAUUGACAAGAACCUGGAGAGCAAGAACCACCCCAAAUUGCUGCUGCGCAGAACGGAGUCCGUUGCAGAGAAGAUGCUCACCAACUGGUUUGCUUUCCUUCUUCACAGAUUCCUCAAAGAGUGUUCUGGUGAACCUCUGUUCAUGCUGUACUGUGCCAUCAAGCAGCAGAUGGAGAAGGGGCCUAUAGACGCCAUCACAGGAGAGGCGCGCUACUCCCUGAGUGAAGACAAGCUCAUCAGACAGCAGAUUGAGUACAAAACUCUGAUCCUGAACUGUGUGAACCCGGACAAUGAGAACAGUCCUGAGAUCCCAGUGAAGGUGCUGAACUGUGACACCAUCACCCAGGUCAAGGAGAAGAUACUGGACGCCUGCUAUAAGAACAUGCCCUACUCACAGAGGCCCCGCGCUGUCGACAUGGACCUGGAGUGGCGUCAGGGGCGGAUGGCCCGCGUGGUGCUGCAGGAUGAGGACAUCACCACCAAGAUAGAGAACGACUGGAAGAGACUCAACACACUCAUGCACUACCAGGUGUCUGACCGCUGUGUGGUGGCUCUGGUGCCCAAACAGACCUCUUCCUACAACAUCCCCCCGUCAGCCAGCAUCUCCAGGACCUCCAUCAGCAGAUAUGACUCAUCCUUCCGGUACACAGGUAGUCCAGACAGUCUGCGUUCCCGUGCCCCUAUGAUAACCCCUGACCUGGAGAGUGGGGUCAAGGUGUGGCACCUGGUCAAGAACCACGAGCAUGGAGACCAGAAGGAGGGAGACCGAGGCAGCAAGAUGGUCUCUGAGAUAUACCUGACCAGGCUGCUGGCCACCAAGGGUACCCUGCAGAAGUUUGUGGAUGACCUGUUUGAGACGUUGUUCAGUACCGUCCACCGGGGUAGCGCCCUGCCCCUCGCCAUCAAAUACAUGUUUGACUUCCUGGACGAGCAGGCGGACAAACACGGCAUCCACGACCAAGAUGUCCGCCACACAUGGAAGAGUAACUGUCUUCCACUGCGGUUCUGGGUGAACGUGAUCAAGAACCCCCAGUUUGUGUUUGACAUCCAUAAGAGCAGCAUCACAGACGCCUGUCUGUCUGUGGUGGCCCAGACCUUCAUGGACUCCUGCUCCACGUCAGAGCACCGCCUGGGCAAGGACUCUCCCUCCAACAAGCUGCUGUACGCUAAAGACAUCCCCAACUACAAGAGCUGGGUAGAAAGGUACUAUGCCGACAUUAACCGUCUGCCAGCCAUCAGUGACCAGGACAUGAAUGCCUACCUGGCAGAGCAGGCCAGGCUCCACUCCACAGAGUUUAACAUGCUCAGUGCUCUCAACGAGAUCUACUCCUAUGUCUCCAAAUACAGUGAGGAGAUCACCAUGGCCCUGGAGCAGGACGAGCAGGCUAAGAAACAGCGUCUGGCCUACAAGGUGGAGCAGCUCAUCUCAGCCAUGUCCCUGGAGAGCUGAGACAGACCACGGGAUUAGACGACUGGACCGGCCCGGGAUGUCCAUCAGCCACCCAACAAACAGUCCCGA
Messenger RNA from Salvelinus namaycush (lake trout), 5805 nucleotides. Its product is annotated as plexin-A2-like. Lineage: Eukaryota; Metazoa; Chordata; Actinopteri; Salmoniformes; Salmonidae. Gene Ontology annotation, molecular function: semaphorin receptor activity; protein binding. The record is from RefSeq and is a predicted model, not a curated record. Bases 1 to 5736 code for a protein of 1911 amino acids. The transcript is spliced from 31 exons. Gene Ontology annotation, cellular component: semaphorin receptor complex. Gene Ontology annotation, biological process: regulation of GTPase activity; semaphorin-plexin signaling pathway involved in axon guidance; positive regulation of axonogenesis.